This is a messenger RNA of Apis dorsata (giant honeybee), 1089 nucleotides long. RefSeq lists its product as uncharacterized. NCBI's taxonomy places the organism in Eukaryota, Metazoa, Arthropoda, Insecta, Hymenoptera, Apidae. Bases 1 to 876 code for a protein of 291 amino acids. The record is from RefSeq and is a predicted model, not a curated record. The transcript is spliced from 5 exons.
AUGUGUACUGAAAGUGAUCAAUCUACGAUCAAUCGUGUAUCCUGCUUCUUGAAUAUGAACGAUUCACAGAACCAGAACAAUUUCGAUUUUGUACCAAAGUCUGAUUAUAAUGAGAAAUUGCAUCUGGAAAAUAAAUGUCUUUUUCAUAAUCAACAAUUUCUUGAAGGAGAAAAAUGUGGAAUAAGAAAACGAUGCACGAUAAAUUCGUUGACAUGUGAUCAUUGUUCAUCUUUUGGGGAAAAAUUGAAGUCAAAAACAGAUGGAAAUUUAGAUGAAAAAUCAGGCGAUUGUGAUGAAAAAUUUAUAAAAGAUUCUAUAGAAAAUAUACAAGAACCUACUGAAUGGAAAUGGAAAAAUCCUUAUAGUAUUUCCGAUUUUGAUAGGUCGAAGUAUUGUCGACACAACUUUGCAGAAAAUGAUUUUACUACGAAUUUAUUACGUGAUUUGUGUGACAAAGACAGUCGUUUCAAAGUUCCUUCAAAAAUUGAUAACAACAAAAAUAUUUUGUAUAAUUUUCGUGAAUAUUUGGUCAAUUAUCAAGCAUCUUGUGGUAUUCCACGAACAGAAUAUUCUUUUCUGGCUCUUAUUAGUAUGAUGGGUCGAGCAACAGGUCGAUCUCUUCUUGCAUUAUUGUAUGUCAUGUUGAACAUUAUACCUGUUAUGGAGGUAUUCCUAUAUUUAUUGCGAUUUGUUCUGGACAAAGUUAUUAGCAUAAACAACUGUAAGGACUUCCGGCAAAUGAUGACUCAAUGUGUAAUAUUUAUAACAGAAUUAUUCAGUGUUUACAUAUGUCUAUUAUUUAUAUUCGGUUUUAUUAUCUUACCGAUUGUACACAUAGUAUUUGACAUAGUAGCAAAGAUUAUGUUUUAUUAUUAAAGGCAAAUAAUAUUUACGUAUAAUUGAAUGAUUACAAACUAUAAUUAUUGAGAAUUGUUUAUACAUGUAUAAUUAAAAAAUUUUCAUUAUAUUAUCUUUAGAUCAAACUUAGUUUUAUUUUCUAACUUAUUGUUAUCAAAAUCUUGUAAAGAAUAUCAUAUGUAUGUAUUCUUUGAAAUUUUUAUAUUCAUAUAUAAUUUUCUUUUAAUUAAA